CCAGAAAUUUCCUGUGUUGUAGGUGAAGCUUAGUUUAAAUUUAGGGCGUGAAUAGCGGCUCUUCUGCAAACCAAGGAACUUCAUUUGGCCGUUUUCUUCAUCAGCUGCUUCUCUCCGAUCAUCGUCUUCGAACAAGCUUCUCAAAAGAGCCAUGGACUUUGUUCUGAAUAAGAUAGAUAAACACUUGGACAAUCAUAGAAGCCUUGAUCAACAUCGGAAGGACCUUAAAAGGAAAUUGGAGGAAUUGAAUGGUUUGAAGGAAGACACAGAAUCUAUAAUGAGAUCAGAGCUGCAGCCGAGAAAGAAACUCAAGGCGGAAGUCCAGAUAUGGUUGAAAAAUGUUGAAAGAGUCAAUGGCGAAGUGCAAGACCUUGAUGGAAGAAUCGGCGAAAGUACUGCUCUUACACGUGGACGUCACACAGAAGAUGUGUCAAAGAGUAUUACGGAAGUUGAAGAACUUAUUAUUCAACAUGGUAAGUUUCAUGGAGGUUUGGUGGUUGACAAUCCUCAAUGGAUAGGACAAGUUUUAUUGACAACAAGUUUAUCAGGUGAAGCUGUAAAGGCAUGUAUUGAAGAGAUCUGGCAUUGCUUGAUGGAUGAUAAGGUUCCAAAGAUUGGAGUUUGGGGCAUGGGUGGCGUGGGGAAAACAAGCAUCAUGAAGGUUAUAAACAACCAACUCUUAAAAGAGACAGGGAAAUUUGAUAUUGUGAUUUGGAUCACUGUAUCCAAAGAGAUGAAUGUUGCUAAACUGCAGAAAGACAUUGCUAGUAAAAUUGGAGUAGAAUUUUCUGGUGAUGAAGAUGAAACUACAAGGGCAGGGAGGCUCUUUGGAACAUUUUCUCAGAAGAGUAGGUUUGUGAUGAUCUUGGAUGACCUAUGGGAGAAGGUUCCACUUGAGAGAAUAGGAAUUCCUGACCCGUCGAAUGGGAGUAAAUUAGUGUUGACAACAAGAUCAGCUGAUGUGUGUCGACAAGUGGGUUGUAGAAUGAUUAAAGUGAAGCCUCUGACGGAAGAAGAGGCAUGGAAGUUGUUCUUAGAGAAGGCGGGCUGUGAUAUUCGAGGGGUGGAACCAAUUGCAAGAUCAGUUUCUAAGCAUUGUGCAGGUUUGCCCUUGGGAGUAAUUACUAUAGCUUCUUGUAUGAAGGGCAUUGAUGACAUUUCAGAAUGGAGGAAUGCACUAAAAGAAUUAAGUCUACGCAAAAAGAGUGUUAAUGGAUUCGAAGAUAAAGUGUUCCAAGAAUUACAAUUUAGUUAUGAUCGUUUAAAGAAUCCAGAACUUCAAGACUGUUUCCUCAGUUGUGCAUUAUAUCCGGAAGAUUGGGAAAUUGAAGAACGAAGUCUUAUUCAACUUUGGAUCGCAGAAGGGCUUGUGGAAGAAAUGGAUAGCAUGCGGGCAGAGUUUGACAAGGGUCGUGCAAUAAUGAAUAGGCUCAUCAGCAAUUGCUUGUUGGAAGUUUUUACUGAAGAACAUGCAAGAACUGUAAAGAUGCAUGAUCUUCUAAGGGACAUGGCAUUGCGUAUUGCAAAAUCUCGAUUCUUGGUAAAAGCCGGCACGAUGCUAGAAAAGGCACCAGAUGUGCAAGAAUGGAGCAUGAAUCUAGAGAAAGUUUCGUUGAUGAGGAAUCGGUGGUUAUAUAUACCUUUAAAAAUGUCACCCCCAAAGUGUCCCAAGCUCACAACAUUGCUGUUGUCUCAUUGCUAUAUGGUGAGUAUUCCAGAAGGAUUUUUCAAGCAUAUGGAUGCACUUAAGAUUCUUGAUCUUUCCUGGAAUCCUAUCAAGAGUCUUCCGCAUUCCUUAUCAAAUUUGAAGAACCUCACUUCAUUGUUGCUUGCAUAUUGUGAACAUUUAGGGAAUGUUCCAUCGUUGUCAAAUCUUGGAUUUUUAAAGAAGUUGGAUCUUAGAGGAACAAAGAUCAAGGAAAUCCCGAAUGGAGUACUUUCAAGACUCUGUUGUCUUCAAGAAUUGAUCGUCGGUGAAACUCUGAUAAAUGGAAAGGAGGUGGGUGGAUUGAAGAAACUGCAGGGAACUCUUGAAGGGAGGUUUUAUGACUGGCACAACUUAAAUAUGUAUCUCGAAGCUUGUCGUGGCCGAGAAGAGCCUCGUCAAUACAUAAUCUACGUGGGAGAUGUAAACUUUCAUACGUUUCUUGAAAAUGAAGGAAAAGAAAUUGUUGCAAGGGGUUGUAACAUCUAUAACUACCAGAUUGUGCUUCCACGUGACAUUGAGGAAUUGCGUAUCUGGUUUUGCAAUGUUGAUUGCAGUGAAGAAUACCCGCUUUUCUCCAGGUUUAUCCUCUUCUCAAUUGGCUCCUUUUCAUCUCUUAGAUAUCUUGAAAUAAAUGGUUGCAGAAAUAUGAAAAAGUUGUUCUCCCCAAACUGUGUGCCGCCAAAUUUACAAAGGGUUACAGUUGUUGGGUGUAAGCAAUUGGAGGAAAUAAUAACAUCAGAAGUUGAACCGGAGGAAAGAGGAAUGGUUAUCACGGAGUUUCAUCUUCCACAAUUACGGCUAUUGAGUUUGGGGGAUCUACCGGAAUUGAAGAGCAUUUGCAGUGCUGGUGGAGUACUGGUUUGCGAUUCUCUUGACGAAAUUGGGAUUUUAGACUGUCCAAAAUUAAAGAGGAUGGGUCUUAAUCUUCCCAAACUUGAUAAUGUCCCACCAUCUGCAUCUGCAAAUUUCUAUCUUUCAGUUCGGAUAAGACCAAAGGAGUGGUGGGAAUCAUUGGAAUGGGAUGGUCCCCAACCCAAGUCUCUUUUCGACCCCUUCGUGAGAUUUUGGUAAAAGGUAAUGGGAGGAUGAAACGGAGCAGUUGAGUUUGUA
Molecule: messenger RNA, 2818 nt
Organism: Hibiscus syriacus
Lineage: Eukaryota; Viridiplantae; Streptophyta; Magnoliopsida; Malvales; Malvaceae
Product: probable disease resistance protein At4g27220
Exons: 3
Coding region: 152-2779 (875 amino acids)
Molecular function (GO): protein binding; ADP binding
Source: RefSeq, a predicted model, not a curated record